This is a messenger RNA of Neohortaea acidophila, 1860 nucleotides long. Its product is annotated as choline dehydrogenase. The transcript is spliced from 3 exons. Gene Ontology annotation, molecular function: flavin adenine dinucleotide binding; oxidoreductase activity, acting on CH-OH group of donors. The record is from RefSeq and is a predicted model, not a curated record. Gene Ontology annotation, biological process: secondary metabolite biosynthetic process. Lineage: Eukaryota; Fungi; Ascomycota; Dothideomycetes; Mycosphaerellales; Teratosphaeriaceae. Bases 1 to 1860 code for a protein of 619 amino acids.
AUGCCCGGCUCACACUCUCAUUUGCUCCUCCUCGCCCUCCUCUUCGCCCUCCUAUCUCUGCUCCAGGAUGUCGUUCUCGCCCUACCACUCAACGCACCCCUGCUGCCGAGCUACGACUACAUCGUGGUAGGCGGCGGUCCAGCUGGCCUCACAGUAGCAAAUCGCCUAUCGGAAGACCCCAGCGUGACCGUCCUUCUCCUCGAAGCGGGCCCGGCAUCCGACAACUCCCCCGAAACCGAACUGCCAGGGCUAAUAGGUGACGACAUCGGGGGGCCCUACGACUGGAACCUCUCCACCGUCCCUCAGAUCUACCUCGACGGUGCUCCGCGGAGUAUACCCCAAGGCCACGUUCUUGGCGGGGGCACAAUCAUCAACGGCAUGCUCUGGAACCGCGGCGGACAAGGCGAUUACGCGGAUUGGGUGGCGUUAGGCAACGAAGGCUGGAGCUGGGAUGAUCUGCUGCCGUACUUUAUGCGCAGCGAGACGUUCACGCCUGGAGCCAAUGCGGAGCUCGCGGCGCAGUUUUCCAUCCAGGAGUACGCGCCUGUGCAUGGCUUUUCCGGGCCCGUGAAUGUCAGCUAUCCGCGCUAUUUCUGGAAUUCGAGCGCGGUGCUGUUCAGCGCGCUCAAUGAAGCGGGCGUGCCGACUGCUUUUGAUCCGAACACUGGUUGGGUUGCGGGUGCUUCGUUUCUGCCGCUGGAUUUGGAUCCGGUGACGGAAGAGCGGUCGGACGCGGCGAAGGCGUACUACUUUCCGUAUGCGGGGAGGUCGAACCUGUGGGUUAGUACGGGACUGGUGGUGACGCAGAUUCUUUUUCAACCUGCACCCAACCUGGUGGCGACUGGAGUCGAAUUCGCCGCGAAUGCGCACAGCGAAAGACAAAGCGUGUCUGCCAACCGAGAAGUCAUCGUAGCUGCCGGUGCAUUGCAUUCGCCCCAGUUGCUUCUGUUGUCUGGCAUCGGUCCGGCGGCGGCUCUCCAAGAUCUGGAUAUUCCCGUCAACACGGACCUCCCAGGAGUCGGAGGGAAUCUUCAGGACCACGGUCGCGUCUGGUGCUGGUAUCCCUACACCAACGCCUCCUUCCCCAACCCCACCGAGCUCACGAACAACAUCACCUUCGCCACCGACGCCCUCACCGAGUACUGGGAGAACCGCACAGGGCCAUACACGGCAGCAGCAGUCGACGGCGUCGCUUUUCCCUCCCUCCCGGCUCUAAACAAUGGCUCUAAUGCCCUCUCUUCCACCGCGUCGGCACAAUCAACGUCCCAAUACCUGCCAUCCAACCUCGACUCAUCCAUGCUAGCCGGCUACGCAGCACAGCACACCCUCCUAACAUCCGCUCUCUCAGACUCCACCCGCGCCGUAUCUGAAAUCCUCAACGGAAACGACGGCGUGCUAAGCGUGGCAAACAUGCGACCCUUCUCGCGGGGCAGCGUGACGCUCAAUUCCUCCGAUCCCUUCACCCCACCCAUCAUCGAUCCCCGCUACGGCAGUAACCCGCUUGACAUCUCCAUUCUGCAGGCCGCGAUAGCCUUCAACACACGCCUACUUUCAACCCCAAGCCUGUCGACUCUUGAGCCGGUGCAAGUAUAUCCUCAGCCAGGUGCCACUGAGGCGCAGGUGGAGACGUGGAUCGACACCAAGUUGCAGACGGAGUACCAUCCUGCGGGCACGUGUGCUAUGAUGCCGUUCGAGUUGGGCGGGGUGGUGAGUCCGGAGUUGCUGGUGUACGGAACGCGCAAUCUGCGAGUGGUGGACUCGAGUGUGAUGCCAAUGUUGCCGGCAGCGCAUUUGCAGGCGGUGGUUUAUGGGGUGGCGGAGAAGGUGCGUUCUGCUCUCACUGAAAUUCUGUGCCUUUGA